Lasiosphaeria miniovina is the source of this 1698-nucleotide messenger RNA. RefSeq names its product Metallo-dependent phosphatase-like protein. Gene Ontology annotation, molecular function: phosphoprotein phosphatase activity. The transcript has 4 exons. Lineage: Eukaryota; Fungi; Ascomycota; Sordariomycetes; Sordariales; Lasiosphaeriaceae. Bases 1 to 1698 code for a protein of 565 amino acids. Gene Ontology annotation, cellular component: cytoplasm. The record is from RefSeq and is a predicted model, not a curated record.
AUGACGCGACGCAUUGUUCGCACCGUAAUCCAGGUGUCCACGGCCGCCCUCCUCACGUUCGUGGUCAUCUUCUUUCUGGAUCGCAAUUUUCGCGUGCUUCCCAACGCAAUCCACGAAUACCUCCCGACCCACCAUGCCGGACUCAUCAUCACCGACCUCACCAUAACAACAUGUUCGAGCUACAACAUCUUCUCGAACUGCAAGCUGGACCCCGCUGUUUGGCACCGUGUCGAGAAAGAUCUCUACCUUGGCAAAGGCACCUUCUCGAGCGCGUACCUUCACAUCAGCCGCAAGAGGGAGGAGGACCUGACGAGCGACGACAAGGUGCUUGUGGACGUGACGGUGGGUCGGCUCAACCCAAACACAAACGACAAGGAAAAUAAGGGCGAGCUCUGGGAGUCAAGACCUGCUGGCUUGUGGGUCAAGCGGUCGAGCAAGAGGAGUGCGACGGAUUCGAGCACCACCGUCACAGGCGUCGAUGUCUUAUUCGGCGAUGACGCGGUAGAGGCGCGGAACGACUGGACCAUCACACGCACACCGCUACUCCUCGAUGCAGGUUCCGAUGUUCCUGCAGCCCACAUUACGAUACGGAGGGGUGCUGAGCAUGCCGCCUUCAGGCCAACGCUGCGCAUCAACCCAAGUGGUCGGUUCAAGAUCAUGCAACUUGCUGACUUACAUCUGAGCACCGGCCUCGGCGAUUGCCGCGAUGCCCUUCCUGAGGACUGGAACGGGGGCAAGUGCGAGGCCGACCCCAGGACGCUCGAUUUCGUCACCAAAAUGCUGGCCGAAGAGCGCCCUAACCUGGUCGUUCUCAGUGGUGAUCAGGUUAACGGAGACACUGCGCCAGAUACACAAUCGGCAAUCUUCAAAUAUGCGCAGCUGCUCAUCGAGCACAAGAUUCCAUACGUCUCUAUCUUUGGGAACCACGAUGACGAAGGGUCUAUGUCUCGGGCUGCUCAGAUGGAUCUGAUUGAAACCCUCCCUUACUCACUAUCCCGGGCCGGCCCGGAGGACAUUGACGGGGUAGGGAAUUAUUACAUCGAGAUCCUAGCCCGUAAAGGCUCGGAUCAUUCGGCCAUCACGGUCUACCUCCUCGACACGCACGCGUACUCACCAAAUGAGCGAAAGUUUCCAGGCUAUGACUGGGUCAAGAAGAAUCAGAUCGAUUGGUUCAAGAGCACAGCCCAACGGCUAAAGAAACCGCACAAGGAAUACACGCACGGUCACAUGGAUGUUGCCUUCAUCCACAUACCCUUACCAGAAUACAGAGGCCCCAAUAUCACAAUGUGGAGGGAGUGGAAAGAGCCCUCGACGGCGCCUGUGUAUAAUUCGCAUUUCCACGACGCCAUGGUGGAAGAGGGUGUAGUCAUGGUCAGCUGUGGACACGAUCACGUAAACGAAUACUGCGCCUUGUCGCAGAAAGAGGACGGGAAGCCUGCCAUGUGGAUGUGCUACGGCGGCGCCACAGGGUUUGGCGGCUACGCAGGCUACGGCGGUUACCACCGUAAGAUGCGCAUCUUUGACUUUGACAUGAAUGAAAGCAGAAUAACAACGUGGAAGCGCGUUGAGUAUGGCGAUGACAAGGACAAGAGGCUUGAGGAGCUCAUCAUGGUGGACGGAGGGCGGCCUGUUCCGCCUGUGGUAGAUGAAGAAGCGCCUCCGCCUGCCCCACCGCCUGCCCAACCCCCGUCUCAGUGA